GGACUAGGCAAGCCCCGGCAGCCAGCCUCCGCCCGCCGCGCUGCGCGGCUCCUGGGCUCCGGUGGAGAGCAGCAAUUGGAGCGGGAGGCGGCGCGGCUGCGGUGCCGCGGGGAGGGCCGCCCCGGUUUCCUUCUGCAGCCGUGUCCCUGCCAGCCCCCCUCGCGGUCCUUGGGGCACUAUACGGCCCCAGAACGCAGCCGCCUGCCAUCGCGGCGGCCGGAUCCCGCGUCCCGCGUGUGCGCCCGGAGGACAUGCAGGAGAGAGAAUGAGCCAGAGGGACACGCUGGUGCAUCUGUUUGCCGGAGGAUGUGGUGGUACGGUGGGAGCUAUUCUGACAUGUCCACUGGAAGUUGUAAAAACACGGCUGCAGUCAUCUUCUGUGGCACUUUAUAGUAUUUCUGAAGUUCAGCUGAACACCAUGGCUGGAGCCAGUGUCAACCGGGUAGUGUCUCCUGGACCUCUCCAUUGCCUAAAGGUGAUCUUGGAAAAAGAAGGGCCUCGUUCCUUGUUUAGAGGAUUAGGCCCCAAUUUAGUGGGGGUGGCUCCUUCCAGAGCAAUAUACUUUGCUGCUUAUUCAAACUGCAAGGAAAAGUUGAAUGGUGUAUGUGACCCUGAUUCUACCCAGGUACACAUGAUUUCAGCAGCAAUGGCAGGUUUUACUGCAAUCACAGCGACCAACCCCAUUUGGCUUAUAAAGACUCGGUUGCAGCUUGAUGCAAGGAACCGUGGGGAAAAGCAAAUGGGCGCUUUUGAAUGUGUUCGUAAAGUGUAUCACACAGAUGGACUCAGAGGAUUUUAUAGGGGCAUGUCUGCUUCAUAUGCUGGCAUAUCAGAGACCGUUAUCCAUUUUGUUAUUUAUGAAAGUAUUAAGCAAAAACUACUGGAAUACAAGAUUGCUUCUAUGAUGGAAAGUGAUGAAGAGUCUGUAAAAGAAGCAUCAGACUUUGUGGGCAUGAUGCUAGCUGCUGCCACCUCAAAAACUUGUGCCACAACAAUAGCAUAUCCACACGAAGUUGUAAGAACAAGACUACGUGAAGAGGGAACAAAAUAUAGAUCUUUUUUUCAGACACUGUCUCUGGUUGUUCAAGAAGAAGGUUAUGGGUCUCUUUACCGUGGUCUAACAACUCAUCUGGUGAGACAGAUUCCAAACACAGCCAUUAUGAUGGCCACCUAUGAAUUGGUGGUCUACCUACUCAAUGGAUAGCAACAUCAGGCUGCCUGCUCUUAAGAAGGAAGACCAAAAGCUUACAGUGGACCAUGGAGUAUCAAAGCCAACAUAGUGGACAGAGGAGAAAUAGUUUGGGAACAUGUAACUAUGCCUAUGGAAGUUUGGUUGUAGGAAUUAAUCACAACCACAUUACUCGGUCUUUUCAGUAAUGUGAAAAAUAAACCUUGUCUGCCUCCAAGAAAAAGCCUUUAGAAAUAUUUCUUCCUCAAAAUUGCCAUUUUCUCUGUCAUGUCCAUGGACACAGUUGCAUUUUAUUGAUUUAUGGCAGUCAGAGUACAGUGUUUAUUCUGUGAGCACUUUUCCAGUCUUCUAAACAAAGCCAUCCCUAAUUAUAUACUAUACUGUAACUAUCCAAAGAUAGUACUGACAGUCAUAAUUUCUCACUUCUGGCUUCUGUGUAAUUCCUGUAAAAUUGUAAAAUAGCAACAAUAAUAGUGAGAUCCUUGAUACUGUUCUCCAUUUCCUUGAGAGGAUUUAGCACAGUAUUUUAAAGUUAAUUAUUUGGCAUUACUUGUCACUGUUUUUGACAACUAAUGAGGUCAUGUCUAAAUAAUCUUGUAUAUUUGUAACUUGAAAGUGUUUUGGUUUCCACUGCUAAUAUGUACUUGAUGUUUAGCAUAACAUGGACACUUAAAUUAUUUGUUAACAGUUUUAUCAACACAAAUGAUAAUGAUUUUGGACAAAGUAGCCCAAUGUUCAUUCUCAGCCAUUUCAGUAACUUGAGCAUGUCCUCAUCUCUAACUUUAUGAUACAUGAACAAAUGCAGUUGUCUGUUCAGUGAUUUAUGAGUUAUGAAUGAAUUAAUCACCUAUCAUAUCUAGGUAUCAUUUUCUUAAAGUGGAAAAAAUUUACCACUUCUGAAUCUUUCUCUGUUUGCUUUCACAUUAAGAAUUUGGACAUUUGAAUUAUUUUCAGAUGAUCUGAAUAGAUUGCAUUUAUUUUAUAGAGAAAAUGGUAAUUAUCAGCUUUUCCCUAACAAGAUCUUUUUUUUUUAAGCUAUUUAAAAUAUUUGGGGCAGUCUAAACAUUAUAGAAGAGGGGCCCUCUGCUAUCUGACUGAGCAGGUAGUUAUCCUAAUGACUUACAGUUUUGUAAUAAACUGCUUUUGACAAGAAAUGUAUUCUAUCCUAAUUUCUUGAAUGAUGCAUCAUAAAAAGAUUAAAGUUAGUUCAGAUUAAGUGUGCUAACCGGACAUAGCUUUUACAUUUUGCUAUUGAGUUCAACUGUACCUUUUAAUACUUUUAAAUGUAUGUAUGACCCCUAUGAAAAUAUUUGCUGUAAUUCGGAGAGACUUUUGCUUAUGGAUGUUGCUAUAAUGGUGUAUAAAGCUUCUACAGUGUGGUAGUCAUUUCAGUAAAAAUGAACUGUACCUUAUGUGCAAUGGCUUAUCUUAAUGACUGUGAAUGCACUUUGUGGCCAUUUUGGGUGUCGGUGAGAGUAGAAGAAAAUUCCAUGUUAAGAUAUUUUUAAACAUUGGUCGUGUAUUAGGUAGAAACUGUGUUUGUAACAUUUUUCUGGAUUUUAGGUAUUUUGUUUUUGAGAUCUACAGUAUAAGUGUUCUAAGUAUUUUGUGUAUACUGUGGUGCCCCUAACAGAAAACUGUAGCAUGUCAUUGCAAGCCUUCUCUGCUGUCACCAAUGAAAAAGUGCCCUCUUAAAUUCCUCCACUUUAACUCUCUUGUAAUCAACAGUAACUGGAUGUUUUUGAGGUGCUUCCAUUGGAAUUGAAAAUAUUCCAAUCUCUUUGGAGACCAAAGGCAUAUUCAACUUGCUUACCUUUGGGAUUAUUCAUAUUUUUAUGGUGAAUUUCAGCUUUGACAUUUAUUGUGAGGAACAUGCCAAAAAAACUAUAACGAGUCUGUGACUUAAAUCUAUAGAGAAAGUCUCAUAGUGUUUGCCUUUCAGGUGCCACUUACACUGCCCCAACCACAGUGCCGUUUGCCUUGGGCAGAUCCUUGUGUUGAAUGUAGGACAGAGACUCUGCCUCACCUUAAUGAUCUCAGUACCCCACAAAUGAUUAGGAAUGAUACUAAAACCCGCAGCUAAGGAACAUCUUACUAUUUAGUUGUAGCAGGUUCGUAACAAGUGUCCUUCAAGGGUGAAUAAGUAUUCUACUCCUGUUUAUAUUUAGCAAGUAAAAUGUAUUUAGCAAGUAAUGAACUUUAGUACAUUAUAUUCAGCUUCUAAAAGUGAAUAUUAUGUAUGUAUUGGAAGGAAGAUCUUAGUCUUAGACUUUGUUUCUUGUGCAACAACUGGAAGGGAGCAAUGAAACUUAUUGUUGUUUUUUUCCCCAAAGCACAAUCAGCCGUAGUUUACUUUUAUGUAUGACAGAGAUAAUUUAAAAAAGAAAACUAUAUAUAAAAGUUGUAUAUAAAGUUUGCCUCUGAAACAUUUUUUGGGGAAAUUUUUUAAAAUUGAUCUAUAAUGUUUAGAAAGAAAAACACCUAACCAUUGGAUCCUUUUUUUUUAAUGCUGUGUUUUGUUUUCAUCUAUUUCUGUCAUAACUUUAUUUCUAGAAUAGAGUGAGUCAGCAGUUUUCAGACUGGUGUGUACUUAUGUUAUAGACUCUUCUCAGAAAAUGGAACUGAGCUUAUUCAUGGUGAAGCACUAGGUACUGACAGAGCAUACUCUCAAGAGCAGCAGAUAACUGUGGCACAUAGAAGCAGUUUCCCAAAUUUUGAAGUCCAAAUCAGAGAAUUCCCAACCCAGUGACGUGGGGCACCAUAUCGUGCUUUUAAAUCCAGGAAAAAACUGUUACCAAAGCUUUGUCUUAAUUUUCAUAAUGUAUGUAUCUUUGUGGAACAAACUGUCCUAGAUGAGGCCCACAAAUAAUUGAUUUGUAACUUCGGUACCAAGAUAGAAUAUCAUUAGGUUAUUUAGUCCAGCCUUUUGUUUCCCAAAGCCUAAUACCCAUAGUGAAAUAGCAUCAUUAUAUUAGGACCAGCAGAGUUUGGGUUGUUCGAAAUAAAGAGUGAUCACUCUUUUAGUGGAGCAUAAAUAUGUCAGCAUUUUAAAAUUUGUUUUAAAUCACUAAAAUAUUGGCUUGAAUGUGAAGGAUUUAAGUGCUAGAAAUCAAUCUGCUCUUUACUCUUCCAGCUUUGUUCAUGCCUGUCUGUCGUUUACAUGCUCUUCUGCAGACUGUUAGUACUAUAGAGACCCCUUUUUGGCUGAUAGAGUCAUUCAGCCUUUUUCUCUUAUAAUGUCAGUCAUGACUUUAACAUUCCUAAGAAAUAUAGGUGUUUCUGAAUGGUUUAAAUUGGAAGGAAUUUUUAACUAUAUGGAAGUAUGUGAUACCAUGUACUAACCUGCCCACUCAGAUCUCUUCUCCAUCAUGCCCUUUGUUUCUUGUUAAUCUGUACAUUGCUUUUUAUGCUACUCCUUUUGGAAAGUGAAAAUUGUAGUUUCACUCAGUUUUUGUGUUAAUAAACAUUUUGAAUGUGUACCCCUGAAUAUGUGAACCAAUUAAAUUAUGACUUACAGUCAUCACUAAAUCAUCAACCUCAAAAGAGUUGGUGUCUUAUCACCAUUUAUGUGAGGUUUGCUAUUCUCGCAUUUGUGUACAUGGCUGUAAAUUAUGUGCAUUUACUUUGUAUUUAUGUUAGCAAGCUGAAUUUUAUUUGAAUUGUUAAAUUCAAAAAAAUUAAAAUUGCUUACGA
Messenger RNA from Manis pentadactyla (Chinese pangolin), 4882 nucleotides. RefSeq names its product solute carrier family 25 member 36 (gene SLC25A36). Gene Ontology annotation, molecular function: pyrimidine nucleotide transmembrane transporter activity. Bases 266 to 1204 code for a protein of 312 amino acids. Gene Ontology annotation, biological process: pyrimidine nucleotide import into mitochondrion. The transcript has 7 exons. Gene Ontology annotation, cellular component: mitochondrion. The record is from RefSeq and is a predicted model, not a curated record. Lineage: Eukaryota; Metazoa; Chordata; Mammalia; Pholidota; Manidae.